Messenger RNA from Zea mays, 2398 nucleotides. RefSeq names its product heat shock protein binding protein. Lineage: Eukaryota; Viridiplantae; Streptophyta; Magnoliopsida; Poales; Poaceae. The transcript has 11 exons. Bases 355 to 2097 code for a protein of 580 amino acids. The record is from RefSeq and is a predicted model, not a curated record.
AUAGACACUGGAUGUCUGGAUGGCAUAGCGCUAAAUUUGAGACCGGCAAAAUAGCAAUUUUUCCCCCUGUGAGCCCGCGACGCAGCGCGAGGUGCGGCCCCGUCCCCUCGCCACCGGAGGAGCAGGACGACGAGGUGGCGCCGGCGCGAGGUAGUCGCGCGCCUGGAAGAGCGGCGGCAUCAGAGUCGCAGGCGGAGGCGAGGAAGUGAGGGGAGAGCCCUAUAGCCACCGCCGCGGGGCGUCCUGCUCGCUGCACGCACUCCCACCAUUUUGUCCCAACUCGAAGCUCAGACUCGUGCUGUCGUGCACUUCCCCUCCCCUAGCAUCCCAAGCUCCUCACUGAGAAAACAGGAGAUGGGAAGAGACGGGGAACAGACUAGGCGCCGGAGCCGCAAGAGAUCCCGCGACGCCUCCCCCUCCUCGUCGGAUUCCGAUUCCUUCGACUCCCCAUCCUCUCCGAGCAGUAGCCCUGAGCGACGGAGCCGCAGCAGUAAGCGGAAUAGAUCAUCCUCAUCGCACCGCCACAGCCGCAAGAAAAGCGACCGGUCGCGGAGAUCCCGCGACGAGGACCGCCGGCGGCGGAGAAGACGGGGCCAGGAGAGAAAGCGGCACGGUGGGGAUGGUGGCAGGUCCUCCGACUCCCAAUCGUCGGAGGAGGAUAGGGCGGAGGAGGCGCGGGAGAUCGUCCGAGAUAUACUCAUCGAAUUGCCGGCCAUAGCCGAAGAGCUUCGCCAGCUUCUCCAAAUUAUAGACAGUGGUGAAAGCAUUGAUAUUUCUGGAAUUUCUGACAAACUAUUGGUGAAGCGCUUGAAGAAACUUUUCCGAUCUCUGAGAUUGAAAGAAAGUGCAAGUGGGGCUUACUUGUUGCCUUCAAAAAAUGUUCCUACGCUUGAUAUUGUUGGAUCAUUACUAUUAGCAAGUUCCAAACUUGCAGACAACAAAAGUGGAAAGCCAGUGUCACCAAAUAGAGAAGCACUACAACAGGCUAACUUUGAUGUGCAAAAUAAAGAUAAAGAUUAUAUUGUUUCCGAAGAGCCAAAAAUUGUUGAUGUGGAAGAGGAACCUCCUAAAAGAAGGAUAAUUGGUCCUGCAAUGCCAUCUCGUGAAUUAUUGGCUGCAGCAGCUGAAAUGACAGAGGCUCUUAGGGAUGCUGAACUGGAAGCCAAUGAUGAUUUGCUCAUAGGCCCUCCACCGCCUGCCGUAGUUGCUGAAGCUGCAUCUGCAAAUGAAGCUGAGCGAUUUGAAGAGGUUACUAGAAUAUUGGCAGCUGACACAAAUUCACCUUAUGAGGUUUUGGGGGUAAAUUGGAAGAUGUCAACUGAUAACAUGAAGAAAAGGUAUUGGAAGUUGUCUCUUUUAGUGCACCCGGACAAAUGUCCACAUCCUUCCGCACAAGAGGCAUUCGUGAAAUUAAAUAAUGCCUUCAAAGACUUACAAGACCCUGAUAAGAGAGGUGCAAUAGACGAGAAGAUAAAAAAGAAAGAGGAGAUGGAACAAUUUGAGGUUGAGCUUAAAGCAAUGCGUGAGGCUGCGGAAUGGAGACGAAUACAAGGUGUAUCACUCGCAGGUGAUGAUGAACUUUUAGCAGGUCCAAAAGAGUCACAGAGACCUACGAGAGAUGAAUGGAUGACCACAUUGCCACCUGAGAGAAAAGCAGGAGUGCCAAUGCAUUCAACUACAUCAUUUAGUAUGAAUGGUAAAGAAGGACGUGGAGACACAAGUGUCUGGACUGAUACCCCUCUUGAUAGAGCACAAAAAGCACAACAAAGCUAUCUAGAAGCCUACAAUAAGACAAAGGCAAUUGCAGAAGGCGACGACGUGAAGAGCAAGAACCCGGAUGCUUCAAUCGUAGAUAAAUACAACACCUCCAAACGAUCAGUGUCCCUUGUGCAGAAGCACCGAGAGAGUAAAAAGGAGAAAAAGAAGCAAAAGCAGCAGGAGAAAGAGGAAUGGGAGGGAAGCCACCCAUGGAAGCCAUGGGACCGGGAGAAGGAUCUGUCUGCUGGGCGCCAGAAUGUGGCCUUAGACGCAGAGAACAUGUCGCAAGGAUUAUCUUCCCGUUUCGCAUCUGGUGCUGUUCAGCGGAACUUCCUGUGAGCUGUGUGGAAAGAUACUCCUGGAGCUUGGUCUAAUCGAUGAUUAAUGUCCAGUUAUUACAUCCUGGUCGGCAGAUGGCAAAGAUAAUGCUGACAUAUAAAAACGAGUUAUGUUACCAAGGACCAUCGUCCUGUAAUAUCGAUCGUGCUUGUUGUGCUUAUUUUCUCAGUGUAUUAUCGGGUGAGCUAAAAUGGUGCCAUAGUUUGUUCGUACGAUACAAUUACUUUUUUUUUCAACAUGUAUUAGGAUUGUAAUUUCUUUUUACUGAUGCUAAAAUGUCUAGCUCAUGGGGUUGGGUUAC